Molecule: messenger RNA, 819 nt
Organism: Moneuplotes crassus
Lineage: Eukaryota; Ciliophora; Spirotrichea; Euplotida; Euplotidae
Source: the annotation of a GenBank genome assembly
GAAUCUGUUAAUAAAAUACAAAUGGAAAAUACAGAAGUUGAAAAUAUACAUGAAGAACUCAAGCUAAAAAGGGAGAUUUUAUGUGUAACAGACAAAGAUCCCAGCACUUAUGGGUAUAGAAAAGAUUUUGAAAAAAAUUUAUACGUUGAGUUCAGAUACGGCCCCACAAAAUUCUGAACAAUGGAUUUUGGAAGAUUCAUUAAGCUUAACUUCCAUGACUCUGAAGAGCAAGGCUUUGACUUUGAGAUUUCUAAAGACAAAUUUAAAAGAAGAAGAAAUAAGUACCAGAAUAGCUUUUAUCAGAUUCAAAAUAUCACAGAACUCAGAAUGAGAGCUGAUAGAAGUAAUCAGAAUUUGUGGUUUAGAUACCUUGGCCUUGGUGCAUUAAAGAUGGUCUCCAAGGUCACCAAACAACUGACUUUCAGCUCCAUCAAGUUCUCUUCCAAGAGUCUAAGCCUACUCUUCACCAGCAUUGUCGAUCUCAAGAACCUGAACCUGGAACAGUGCACCCUCGACUUGUCUCAUCUCAGACUGCCGAUCAAGCGCGAGAUUGGUCUGGAGGCGAUGACCAUUUGGGAGUGCUUCUUCACUCAGGACGAGCCCAAGAUGAGCAUGGAGGAUCUGGAGAUAUUGCUGAAGUUUUUGGCCAAUCAUCAAUUUGGAAAGCUCAGACUUCUUACUCUUCAGAACCACCACUUCGGAUUCUUUGAUCUCAAAAAAUCGAUGAUCAAAUGUCUUGGAAUCACUAGCAAACUGAAAGUGGAUAUUCCAAAACCCAAGAAGUUUGGGCAUAAUGCUUUUGGAUGUGUAGUGUUUUAA